This is a messenger RNA of Diospyros lotus (date-plum), 3497 nucleotides long. RefSeq lists its product as uncharacterized. Bases 722 to 2896 code for a protein of 724 amino acids. NCBI's taxonomy places the organism in Eukaryota, Viridiplantae, Streptophyta, Magnoliopsida, Ericales, Ebenaceae. The record is from RefSeq and is a predicted model, not a curated record. The transcript is spliced from 7 exons.
GGUAGUAGGGGUCUUCAUUCGAUUUCUUCACUCAACAAGCGCACACAGAGUGAAUGGAAGUAAAGCCAAUUACGACUUUUGUUCCGAAGGCUUGGCGUUUGUUUAGUCAUCAAUCGACAUAGCAGAAAGCGACAAUUUUGCUUGUUCAUCUUAAACCGCCGAAAACCCCCUAAAACUGCAUUCAACUGCAAAGCUUUCUCCUUCAUAUUCUGCUUCUUCUCCGCCUGCACGGGUUCUUUGUCACCACAGAAACGGAUUUGUUUCUCAUGAAAUCUGGGUUCCCCUGAGUUGUUUCUUUGUGCGCAUUGAGGCUUUUCGGCUUUUCUGAUCCGUUUUCUUCUGGGUCCGGAGUUUCUAUUAGGGCAUGAUGCAUUAUCUUUUUAAUACAUCGACCCCCUGGACCAUUCAGUUGAAUUGUGGUGUUUUGUGUCCCUGGAUAGCAAGGAACGCAAUCCAGAUCCUCAAGAAUGGGGAUCCCAAGCCGGGCAUGAAUUCAGUUAAAAUAAUUUAAAAUUAGGAGACAAUAUGCCAGCAGUGUGGUGACAAAGGUUUUGAAGAUCUUUUUGUUUACUGUGUCAAGUGCCUGAAUUUUGCAGUGCAUUACUACUGUUUGCCUGAUAUUCCAGAAACAUUUGAUAAACUUAUCAAUUGGUUUUGUGAUGAUUGUGAACUGAAGUCUACAAAGCAAUCUCCUCCUGUGAAACCUUGCUCUAUCCCAUCUAUGGAAAGUGAUCCUGUUAUUUCCAGAAAUGUUAAAGCAGUCCAUUCUAAAAUUAAAUCAAAGAAACGGGUUGCUACUUGCUGUGUAGUGGAGACAGAGGAGCAUGAAUUUUCAUGUGAUUUGAAGGUGAGUAGUUGCGUGGCCUCUAAGGAGGAGAACAGACAUCGAUGUAGUCCUGUCCUCCAUCCUGAGUCAGAUAACAGGAUUGCCUUGGCUGAUUCUACACAAUUAGUUGGUGAUCCUGUUCUUUCCGAAAGUGUUAAAGCAGUCCAUCCUAAAAUUAAAUUGAAGAAACAGGAUGCUACUUGCGGUGUGGUGGAGACAGAGGAGCAGAGACUUUCAUGUCAUCUGAAGGUGAGUAGUUGCGUGGCUGCCGAGGAGAAAAGGCAUCGAUGUAGACCUGUCUGCCAACCUCGGUCAAAUAACAAGAUUGCCUUGGCUGAUUCUACACAGUUAGUUGGUGACUGCCAACCUGGGUCAAAUAACAAGAUUGCCUCGGCUGAUUCUAUGGAAUUAAUUGAUGAUCCUGUUGUUUCUGAAAGUGUUAAAGCAGUCCAUUCUAAAAUUAAAUCGAAGAAACAGGAUGCUACGUGCAGGGGGGUGGAGACAGAGGAGCACAAACUUCCAUGUGAUUUGAAGGCGAAUAGUUGCAUGGCCACCGAGGAGGAGAAAAGGCAUCGAUGUAGCCCUAUCUGCCAACCCGAGUCAAAUAACAGUCUUGCCUUGGCUGAUUCUACAAAAUUUGUUGGUGAUCCCGCUAUUCCCAAAAGCGCUAAAGCAGUCCAGCCUAAAAUUAAAUCGAAGAAACAGGAUGUUACUUGCUGGGUGGUGGAGAUGGAGGAGCACAGACUUUCAUGUGAUUUGAAGGCAAGCAGUUGCGUGGUGAAUGGGGCGAAAAGGCAUAAAUGUAGCCUUGUCUGCCAACCUGACUCAGCUAACAGGCUUGCCUUGGUUGAUUCUACAAAAUUAGUUGGUGAUCCUGUUGUUUCAGAAAGUGUUAAAACAGUCCAUCCUAAAAUUAAAUCAAAGAAACAGGAUGGUAGUUGCAUGGUGGUGGAGACACAGGAGCACAGACUUUCACAUGAUCGGAAAGUGAGUAAUUGUGUGGCCACCAAGGAGGAGAAAAGGCAUCAAAAUAGCCCUGUCCUCCAACUGGGGUCAGAUAAGAAGAUUGCCUUUGCUGAUUCUACGAAGUUAGUAGGCAAUUAUUCUUUAAAAUCAAAAUUAAAUAUGAGAAAAGGAGCUACUCAAACAGUAGUCAAAAUAGGAAAUCAAAUGAAAGAAGGUGGCUCUUCCCAGAGGAAUGGCGUGGCUGAGCGGGCUCCAUUGGCAGGUGGACAUAAAUUAAAGAGGAAGAAAAAGUAUGUUAUACAUUCAGUUACUGAGACUGAGGAACAUAAAUAUCCAAAUCCAACUCAGCAACCUUCCAAGUCACAUAAAGAGCCAAGUCAAAGCAAGAGUAUCCACUCAUGGAGUGAUGAUCUUGAAAAUGAUGUGGCACUUGGGAGAAGGAGAACAAUGAUUCUUGAGGAGGGCUCUGCACUUAGCAAAAUGGCCAGGUCAGAGUCAAUUAGAAUUACUGAUUCUCAAACAUCCAGUGGUGACUUGUCAAUAGGAGCAUGCAAUUACCAGCCAGCACAACCGGUUGUUGAUUCAAUUUGGAGGGGCAGUUUUAGUACUAGAAACAAACUUAAUGUCUUCUUUGAAGGCAUUGCGGGCCAUUUGUCGAGCAAAGCAUGUCCAAUGGUGUGUGAGGCAGCUGGUUUAUUACCAGGGUCGCUCCGCUUGGAGAUGCUUCCGAAAACUGCUGUGUGGCCAAAGAGUUUCCAGAAAUCAGAACCGUGUGAUGACAAUAUUGCGCUAUAUUUCUUUCCUCUAAAUAGAAGGUACGAAAGUUUUUUCAACUACUUGGUGGAUGUCAUGAUGGAACAAGAACUUGCCAUGAGGACCACUGUUAGAAAUGCAGAGCUCUUAAUUUUCACUUCUAGUGAACUGCCAAGACUCUACCGGACAUUCCAAGGCAGGUAUUAUCUGUGGGGUGUGUUCAGGGCAAAGCAAGCUUCCUCCUCUCAUCCAGUGAAUGUUCAGAGGAUUACACAUCCAAACCCAUAUGGAGUAGGUGCUGGAGAGCGGAACGUUCAAAGUCCAAGAAUUUGGCUGCCAGGAGUCCAGUAGUUGGCAAAAGUAGCAGUGUGUGAUCUUGUUCUUGUUGAUGCCUUGCGUUCAUAUGAGAAAUAACUGAAAUCUUUUCCUCUUUUUCAUUGUUAUUUGGCCUGAAAAUACUGCUAUUUUAGGAGUUUCAUCAUAGGGCAAUUUUGGGAUGACUGCCCUUGCGCAGUCUCCUGUUCUCGUACCAUUAAUUAUGCAGGAAGAGAUAAAUCGCAGGUUGGACUUUUGGUUCUUGCGUAGGGGAGGAAUCGAACUCAUGAUUUACCGGACUACACCGGUAUAUCAUUCGUCCUUUUAUUUUCCGAUGUAUGCUCGGGCAAUCUUUGUUGCGUUAUAGGCAUGUUUGUUUCGGCGUUGUAGUGUUAAUAGCUGAUGAUGGUUUUGAAGGGUAAAUAUGAAUGAAUUAGCUGAUUGGAAGAGCAUGGUGUCAUGACCUGAUUACUCCCUGAAGUAGCCGUGCGGCAAUUAGAUCAAUUUAUCUUCCUUUGAAUGAUUCUAAUGACUUACAAGAAGUGACCUUUUGAGCUCCUUCGCUUUUGACGUUCUAACCUUUCAUGUUAUUCUUGACUCUUGAGUUCCAUUUUACCUGACUGUUUUUGUAUAAAAA